UGCAAUUACUGUCAGCAUGUGAGGUAGAGAUGGCCUCCUGUGAAGAAGGGGUUCAUAUAAAAGUGCAGUGAUGAGACUCCGAAGAAGUCACCAGAGAAGUCUUAGUCCCUUCAUUUCUCCUAUCAGUGAAUCAGGCUAAAGAAGAUGGGGAGCUUGCUCACAAGCUUCCUUCUGUUGCUUCUGUGUGUGGCAAUUGGCUCGGCACAGCACUGGUCCUACGGCUUACAACCUGGAGGGAAAAGGGAUGCUGAAAAUCUGAUAGAAUCUUUCCAAGAGAUUGCAAAUGAGGUGGACAAAGUGGGGGAGCUGCAGCAUCUUGAAUGCACUGCGUCACAGCAGCGGCCCACGUUACAAGGACUUAAAGGAGCCCUAGCAAGUCUGAUUGACCGGGAGACUGGGCAAAAGAAGAUUUAGAUUUCCACAAAAGAAAUACAACCACUGCAAAGUUUAGCUACCAAGUCCAACAUAUUCU
Eublepharis macularius is the source of this 472-nucleotide messenger RNA. RefSeq names its product gonadotropin releasing hormone 1 (gene GNRH1). Gene Ontology annotation, molecular function: gonadotropin hormone-releasing hormone activity. Gene Ontology annotation, biological process: multicellular organism development. Gene Ontology annotation, cellular component: extracellular region. NCBI's taxonomy places the organism in Eukaryota, Metazoa, Chordata, Lepidosauria, Squamata, Eublepharidae. The record is from RefSeq and is a predicted model, not a curated record. The coding region runs from base 145 to 414 and encodes 89 amino acids. The transcript is spliced from 4 exons.